This is a messenger RNA of Perca flavescens (yellow perch), 3086 nucleotides long. It is a transcript of the gene kcnk3a, whose product is annotated as potassium channel, subfamily K, member 3a. The record is from RefSeq and is a predicted model, not a curated record. Gene Ontology annotation, molecular function: potassium ion leak channel activity; open rectifier potassium channel activity; outward rectifier potassium channel activity. Gene Ontology annotation, cellular component: plasma membrane. The coding region runs from base 95 to 1297 and encodes 400 amino acids. NCBI's taxonomy places the organism in Eukaryota, Metazoa, Chordata, Actinopteri, Perciformes, Percidae. The transcript has 2 exons. Gene Ontology annotation, biological process: stabilization of membrane potential; potassium ion transmembrane transport.
UCAGAGCGGCACAGCCAUGAGCCAGCCGAGCUCCCCGUCCUCCAGACCCGCGCUGACAUUUUUCCCGUCCCCCUAACACCAGCACCACGCCACCAUGAAGAGGCAAAACGUGAGGACCCUCGCCCUCAUUAUCUGCACCUUCACCUACCUGAUUGUCGGCGCCGCGAUCUUCGACGUGCUGGAAUCCCGGAAGGAGACGACCCAGAGGAGGGAGCUGCAACAGAAGAAAGAGAAGCUGCUCAAGACCUUCAAUCUGUCCACGGAGAACUUUGACGAGCUGGAGAAUGUGGUGCUGGAGCUCAAGCCGCACAAAGCCGGGAUGCAGUGGAAAUUCGCCGGCUCGUUUUACUUCGCCAUCACUGUGAUCACCACCAUUGGAUAUGGCCAUGCAGCCCCUAGCACAGAUGGAGGGAAGGUGUUCUGCAUGCUUUACGCCGUCCUGGGCAUCCCGCUCACCUUGGUCAUGUUCCAGAGCGUGGGUGAGCGGAUCAACACCUUCGUCAGGUACCUGCUCCAUCGCCUGAAGAAGUGCCUUGGCAUGAGACGGACUGAGGUCUCCAUGGUCAACAUGGUGAUCAUCGGCUUCAUAUCCUGCACGAGCACACUGUGCUUGGGGGCGCUGGCCUUCUCACACUUUGAGGGAUGGAGCUUCUUUCAUGCUUACUACUACUGCUUCAUCACGCUCACCACCAUCGGUUUCGGGGACUAUGUAGCGCUGCAGAAUGAGCACGCUCUGCAGAACAAGCCGGAGUAUGUGGUCUUUAGCUUCAUCUACAUCCUGACGGGCCUGGCUGUGAUCGGAGCCUUCCUCAACUUGGCAGUGCUGCGGUUCAUGACCAUGAAUGCCGAGGACGAGAAGAGGGAUGCUGAGCAGAGGGCUCUCCUCGCUCAUAACGGUCAGGCGGGUGGACACAUUCACUGUACCAUAGACCAGGCCUCCUCCUCCUCCACACCAUCUGUGUGCGGCGGAGGAAGCGCAGUUGAAGGUAGUGGGGGUGGGUCGGGGAGCCGAGGUCUACGUAACGUUUACUCCGAAGUGCUCCACUUCCAAUCCAUGUGCUCUUGCCUUUGGUACAAGAGUAGAGAGAAACUGCAAUACUCCAUACCCAUGAUCAUCCCACGUGACCUCUCCACUUCUGACACCUACAUGGAGCAUGGAGAGGCUUUUUCCAACACCCUGCACUCUAACGGCUGCGUGUGCAGCAUGCAACGCCACUCAGGCAUCAGCUCAGUUUCCACUGGUCUGCACAGCAUUAACACCUACAGAAGACUCAAGAAACGCAGAAGCUCCAUCUAAACCUGGAGGACUUCAUGCUUUAAAAUCAAGUCCCACCUUCUACUGUGGUACUAGAUUAUCUGAGGAUAUCAGGGAAGCACAACUCCAGCCCUAAAGAGACACAGUACUCCAGAUGUGUGCUUCUUUCUGGCAAGACCCUGCUGCUGUCUCCAGACUCAUGUAUUUAACAUUCAUUAUCUCAGCACAAACCAUUUAGGGAUAACAUAGUAACUGAUUUCAUGAGAAAUAAUGUUAAUGGUUGUUUGAGAAGCAUUCAUUACACAAACUCUGUGACUGUUGCUGUUAGAAGACAGGGGAAAAACACACGUGUGCAGCUCUCUCUGCACUUCUGAAUUCCAAUAUUAAAUGUCAUAAUAUUGAAUUCAGUAUUUUCUUUGUUCAUACGACAGAAUUUCAUGUUCUAAUAUAUAUAAAGGGACAAAGUACACUGUGAGACAUGUUUUUAAGAGGGAUUGUAUAUAAUGCCCCGCUAUGAAGAAAUAUUUUAUUGAAUAAUCCACUUUUUCCAAAAAGACUCUUAAUCUUUGCUUGUAAGAAUUAUACUCACUGCAGUGAAAUUGAAAGGUGUAUAUAUUUGGACACUUAACUUGUAGGUGUUGAGGGUUGAGGGAAAGCUUAUUUUUACAGUGAAAGAUUUAAAUAUAUAUAUUCUCAGUGUCUUCUUCUGUGUGUCUGUAACUAAAGUGCAGGUUCAAGCCAAACUUUCUGGUCCGUUUCAUCUUUUUUCUCUCCCAUGAGAAUACUCAUAUUGAUGGCAUUUAAUAAAUGAUUGGUGAAGAAUGAUCGAGCAGGUUUGGCUUAAAUGUCUUGCUGAAGGACGGGACACUUGUAGCUGUUGUGGAGAUCAAACCUGUGACAGUGUCUCUAACCACUAGGCCUCCCUGCCUACCCUUUCAGACCUCAUCACUAUGAAUUUUUUUUUCAUAGUUUCUUCCUGUGCAUCAAACAAUGUUAUGUGCUUGUUGCUCAGCAUAUGUUUUCUUAUAGAAUAACUAUAUUCUAAUAGUUUAACUUGGAGCAUGUAAGCUGACUUUGUGCAUAGUAGAAAGAGUAAUAUCGUAUUCACUACUGCACCUUGGAAGACUGUUGCAUUAUGGCACUAUUUUAUUUUUUAUUUAAUUGCAUCACAUGUUAUGUAAAUGAUACGCCCUUAUUCAUUAUUUCUUGUGUUCUGAGAUGUUUGACUCAAUAGUCUGUUAUUAAUGAUUGAGAGUAAUAGCAGUACACCUCACUAAUAAAUGACCUCAGAGUUUACACCUCAUUCACUUAGGGGGUCUUUGCUCCAGCCCUACCUAAACACACUUGAUUCAGCCAAUUAAGGUCUUUAUGCAGUGUUAAUUUUUGUUCUGGUUUUAGUUCUUGUCUUACAUAGUCGUUGUUUUAUUUUUAUUUUUUGUACUUUAUGUUACAGUGUCUCAAUAUUUUAGUCAUAUCACAAUACUUCCAAUCACAUUUUCAUCUUUUUCUUUUUUGACUGGAACAUUCUUAUAAAUAUAGAUAAAUAUGAGAAGCCACCAAAAUUGAAUGAUUGACUUGCACAUACAUACUGUAUCUACUGGUACAAACACUUGCACAGACAUUAUACAUACUCAAACACGCACAUACAUACACACUCCUAUACCAUCAUACUCAUUCUCACCUUAUGCAUGCAUGUGUAUGUCUAUCCAUGAGAGUAUGCAUGUAUUCUAAGUCAAGUAUUCAAUUUUGGCAUAGGCGGCGUCUCAUAUAUGAACAUUGUUCGGCAUCUCUCAUGCAUUGAAAGAGGGACUGCUGUUGGCUCUGUGUGUGG